Molecule: messenger RNA, 922 nt
Organism: Sinocyclocheilus grahami
Lineage: Eukaryota; Metazoa; Chordata; Actinopteri; Cypriniformes; Cyprinidae
Exons: 5
Coding region: 1-729 (242 amino acids)
Molecular function (GO): lysozyme activity
Source: RefSeq, a predicted model, not a curated record
AUGGCUCUCAAAUCCCAUUCAUAUUUUACAUCACCAAACAUCUGCAAAUUAUUCAUUUUAUUUCUUUUAGUUGUUUGUAAUGUAGAAAACACUUCCGGCUUCAACACCAGCCUCGUCACCAGCAUCCAAGAUGAGAUUAGACCUGCAUUCCAAAUUCCCCCCAAACCAAAGGAGGAAGAACCACCAGCAAAGGACGAAGAUGAUGAGAAACUGGAAGAGGAACACAUAAUCCCUGUUAAACCACAAAGUCCUCCCAAGGGAAGACGGGGAAGAUCUGUCCCUGAGGGCAAAACCGUUAAGAUACUAGGAGCAAAGGAGCAUCUCUGGACAUGGCGCCAUGGUCUCUUCCCAGAAAAGAUCCCCUCAGACUCGUCUGGAAGCGGUCCAGAGGCGAUGUCCGAGGAGGACAGCUCCGGAGACAGCUCGGAGGAAGAGGGGCGUGAUGAUGUCAUCGCCUGGGACCUGCUGGGAAUCUUCCAGCUGAGCGACCGCGAGGCCUGUGAUCCCGGAUCGCGCGCAUCGCUGAACCUUUGUGGUCUUGAGUGCAGCGCUCUCGUUGAUGAUGACACCUCUGAUGACAUCGCCUGCUUGAAGAUUUUGGCGGGAAGCAGCAACAAGUUCAGUGGCUUGAGUCCCAAGAAGAAGUUCCUCGCUAAGAUGCUGGCAAUGCUGCCGGUGAAGGAGUGUCGCUCUGUCCUUCCUUCCAAGUACUUCGCUGAGUGCUCCUAGAACAUCCAGGCAGAUGAAGCUUCUCCAUCUGAAGGCUGAAACAUCUUCACCACUCAACGGUGGAGCCCUUUUUCAAUCACAGGAGACUCAACACUUAGGUUCUCGCACACUUAAAAACCCCAUGAUCUCAAAAUUGGACCUUUUGUUAAUGUAUAUCAGCUUUGACAUCAUUUAUUUGCUAAUGUACUCCUAA